This is a messenger RNA of Oncorhynchus masou masou (cherry salmon), 2784 nucleotides long. It is a transcript of the gene gig2p, whose product is annotated as grass carp reovirus (GCRV)-induced gene 2p. The record is from RefSeq and is a predicted model, not a curated record. The transcript has 2 exons. Gene Ontology annotation, cellular component: cytoplasm. NCBI's taxonomy places the organism in Eukaryota, Metazoa, Chordata, Actinopteri, Salmoniformes, Salmonidae. Bases 239 to 913 code for a protein of 224 amino acids.
UUGCAAUAAUUAAUUCUAGAGGAAUUCUCUAUGGGAAUCAUAUGGAUUACGAGUUCUAAGAUAUAGGCCCAAUUAUGUGGUCUGUACGGUGUCUAGCUCUAUUAUUGCGGCACGUUCCCGUUUUCGCUGUUUAGAACGUAGUGCUAUUUCAUUAGCUUAGGCUACUUUCAAUUUUGUUAUACAGAAAGCGAAAGUAGAAUUGCUCAGAUCGAACUUCGCCGACGCAUUGCUGUACAGGAUGUCGGUGACGUACUUUGGCUGGGACGUGGUGUACGAUGACAAAUCCCUGGUGUUGGAACUGGGGGCAGAGCAGGAGCCUCAAAAGGGGGAUUCUUACACUAUGUACCAUGGCACCAAUGUCCAGACUGCUCGGCUCAUCAUCACCAAUGGCUUCCGCCAGUCCCCUGAUGGCAUGUUGGGCCCCGGUGUGUACGUGAGCCGCAACCAGCAGAAGGCAGAGCGCUACCCGCUAAAAGCCCUCCCCUCCAACCGUGUGGUGCUGCAGCUGCGUGUAAACGCUGGUCGCGUGAAACGCAUCGACAAAGACAACCACCCUAUGCAAAAGAGCUGGAACGCAGCAGGGUACGACACCGCAUGGGUUCCCCCCAACUGUGGCAUGCAAUCCGUGCCCAGCGGCCUGGAGGAGGACUGUGUGUUUGACCCCCAGCGCGUCGUGGUCACUAGCAUCGCCAAGGCGCCCAACCCCACCAUCCUGGCUGAGCUAAAGCAGUUGGUUUCACAGAAGCGGGCUGGGAUUGGAAGGGGUGGAGACAUGCAGGUUGCUGGGGGUGUGUGUACCCUGUGCAAGAGGAAAACCACACCAGAUCAAACACAUACGCUGCUCCCGUGCUGGGGCUGCGGACAGAACAUCUGCACCCUAAUGACCAAACACACCUGCUCUGCCAGUGCCUGACACAGGGGGGGGGGUGGACAAGGAGCAGCAGUGAUGUGUCAUGGUCUAGUAGUCUUCGGUGGUGUGUUAUUGCAUACAUGUAUCUCAGGGACCUAAUAUUUUUUUCUCCUGUAAAAUAUAUGCUGUACAUCAUGUGGCCAGAAUGUAUCUCCUGAACAAACCUUUUAUCUCCACAUGUAGGCUUAUGUUGUAUGUGGCUGUUUUGGUGAACAAUGAUGUGCCAGAGGGGAUCAACGAAGACACAUAGCAUGUUCUUGUACAGUACCAGUCAAAGGUUUGGACACACCUACUCAUUCCAGGUUUUUUUUUUUUUUUCAGAAUAAUAGUGAAGAGUGUUAAAUCAAUCUAUUUUAUGAGAUUCUUUAAAGUAGUCACCCUUUGCACAUUCUUGGCAUUCUCUUAACCAGCUUGAUGAGGUAGUCACCUGGAAUGCAUUUCAAUUAACAGGUGUGCCUUGUUAAAAGUUAAUUUGUGGAAUUUCUUUCCUUCUUAAUGCAUUUGAGCCAAUCAGUUGUGUACCACCCCUGUAUACAGAACAUAGGUCCAUAUUAUGGCAAGAACAGCUCAAAUAAGCAAAGAGAAACUACAGUCCAUCAGUUCUUUAAGACUUGGUCAGUCAAUCCGGAAAAUGUCAAGAACAUUGAAAGUUUCUUGAAGUGCAGUCGCAAAAACCAUCAAGCACUUUGAUGAAGCUGGCUCUCAUGAGGACCGCCACAGGAAAGGAAGACCCAGAGAUAACUCUGCCACUGAAGAUAAGUUCAAUCGAGUUACCAGCCUCAUAAAUUGCAGCCCAAAUAAAUGCUUCACAGAGUUCAAGUAACAGACAUCUCAACAUCAACUGUGCAGACUGCGUGAAUCAGGCCUUCAUGGUUGAGUUUCUGCAAAGAAACCAAUACUUAAAGACAUCAAUAAUAAGAAGAGACUUGCUUGGGCCAAGAAACACGAGCAAUGGACAUGGGACCGAUGGAACUCUGUCCUUUGGUCUGAUGAGUCCAAAUUUGAGAUUUUUAGUUCCAAACAACAUGUCUUUGUGAGACGUAGAGUAGGUGAACGGAUGAUCUCUGCAUGUGUGGUUCCCACUGUGAAGCAUGGAGGUGCUUUGCUGGUGACACUGUCAGUGAUUUAUUUAGAAUUUAAGGCACACUUAACCUGCAUGGUUACGACAGCAAUCGGCAGCGAUACACCAUCCCAUGUAGUUUGCGCUUAGUAGGACUAUAAUUUGAUUUUCAACAAUACAAUGAACUCCAAACACAACUCCAGGCUGUGUAAGGGCUAUUUGACCAAGGAGAGUGAUGGCAUCAGAUGACCUGGCCUCCACAAUCACCCGACCUCAACCCAAUUGAGAUGGUUUGGGAUGAGUUGGACCACAGAGUGAAGGAAACGCAGCCAACAAGUGCUCAGCAUAUGUGGGAACUCCUUCUAGACUGUUUGAAAAAGCAUUCCAGGUGAAGCUGGUUGAGAGAAUGCCAAGAUAGCACAAAGCUGUCAUCAAGGCAAAGGGUGGCUACUUUGAAUAAUGUAAAAUAUAUUUUGAUUUAACAAUUUUUUGGUUACUACAUAAUUCCAUAGUCCUGAUGUCUUCACUAUUAUUCCACAAUGUAGAAAAUAGUACAAAUAAAGAAAAACCUUUCAAUGAGUAGGAGUGUCCAAACUUGACUGGUACUGUGUGUUGGCUUUUUAUUCCUGCAGUAUCACUAAUAUCACUUUGUAUAUUUUCUUCUUCUUGAACUGCUCUGUUGGUUAAGAGUUUCUAAGUAAGCAUUUCACGGUAAAGUCUACACUUGUUGUAUUCGGCGCAUGUGGCAAAUAGUUUGAUUUGAUCCAUUUCAUAUGAAAUACAUGUGCUCCAAAGUAAAAAUACUCUUUCCUCA